Molecule: messenger RNA, 2372 nt
Organism: Pomacea canaliculata
Lineage: Eukaryota; Metazoa; Mollusca; Gastropoda; Architaenioglossa; Ampullariidae
Product: rhophilin-2-like
Exons: 3
Coding region: 1695-2132 (145 amino acids)
Biological process (GO): negative regulation of stress fiber assembly
Source: RefSeq, a predicted model, not a curated record
CCGUACCUAUAUCCGCAGCAGGUCUCCAAGGUGCACAGCCUCUAGUCGGUAGAACAAUGUAGGUAAGGGAAGUCGGCAAAUUGGAUCCGUAACUUCGGGAAAAGGAUUGGCUCUGAGGACUGGGUCAGUCGGGCUGGCGUGCGAAGAGGGUUUUGGGACGACCACGGACUGGGCGAGGCUGCCGAGGGGGUCAGGGUCUGCAAGGGCCUUUUCUGCCCAGGCUGGCUGAGUUCGAACAGUCGGUUUAACCUUCCCGUGGACCGCCUCAGCUAGGCGGCGGGCCUCCCGGCUCGUCCGCGUCGGCGGGCAUUCAACAGUCGACUCAGAACUGGUACGGACCAGGGGAAUUCGACUGUCUAAUUAAAACAAAGCAUUGCGAUGGCCAUCACUCGGUGUUGACGCAAUGUGAUUUCUGCCCAGUGCUCUGAAUGUCAAAGUGAAGAAAUUCAAGCAAGUACUUCUCGCUAGCUCCGGUGUGGUUAGUAUAGGCUGUUAUCCCGCGGCAAUAGUCGGCACUUGGCGGGUUAGCCGCCCCCGCAAGGGAUAUCGAGUUUUGCACACGGCACUUGGCGGGUUAGACGCCCCCCCGCACGAGCUGUGCACAUGGCACUUAGUGGGGUUAGCAGCCCCCGCAAGGGUUAGCGAGUUGUGCACACGGCACGCAGAAAGGCCUCGUUGCUAGGCUACGAGAUAUAGCACGCGUAUAGAGAUAUAGCGCGUGUUUCUAUUUUCCCGCUGGGCCGACAUUGACGGGCUGUAGCCAAUCGCAAUGCUUGAACACAGUUGGCUCCCUUUGACCUGCAAAUUGUAAACAAUGACCAUGUGGUCACUCUGGGUGAUCAAGAUUUCUCUUUGGGAGAAUUAUCCGUGUCUGUUCGACACUGCACACCCCAAGUACACGAACAGAUAUAAGGCUAGAAUACCUUCACGAAAAUCGCUCGUGCUGUGGGCAAUGGCAUAACAGGUAACAAUUUAAAAGUGGAAGAUGACAUUUGCAAAAAGCGUCUACACUCUCGUGAAUCUUCCGAAGAUAUUUCCUUUAGAAGACAUGACUAUGCCCCCAAGCGACUCCUUCGCGUUACCCACUACCUCACCCACAUCUUUUUUUUUUUCUUUCUUCUUCUCUCUCUUCGCUACAUUGUGCAAUAUCGCUAUCGCAGCCGCAGUUGCUUCCAAAAGUAUCUCGUCGUCGAUGUCGUCUGCCAUAUUGUUGACUUCCCAUAAUGCACUGCGCGGAUGACGUCAGCUCGCAGGACACUUGUGUGGCCUAGAUAUGUGAGAAUGGGACGAUGAUGCUAAGCUGCCUGGUGUGGAAGUUUUUGUACAAGAACAUCGCAGCGUGAGAAUAGGAAAGUUCCGUGAACUUCUGUCUCGCCACUGAUUCUGUCUCUGUACGCAAGAUCGACAACUUAAAGCUGUUGUCUCUGCGGUACGACCUCUGAGUGCUACCGUGUGGAAUGAAUUGUGAUCACACAAGUCUGAAGUGUGAGUAUGAGGACCUGUCUUGUGUGGCGGGUAUGCAUGUCUGAUGAUAUUUUUAAUGUUGUGCUGUGUGGUUCUAACCCUUGCAUCUGUGCAGAGCUGCUACUAAUUGUCAUCUGGGAUAAAGGAGUUUCUUAUUGGAUCUCAUGUUAACCUCAUCCUCUCUAUGCUGUCUCUAGGUGUCAGAGAAAUAUCGUGACACGCAUCGCAAGAUGUCUUCAGAAGUGGUGAAGAGUUACCUGCCCUUCCCCUGGAUGACAAUGGCUCAGACAAAACACUAUUUCUACAAAGGAUGUGCACAUUUCUAUGUUGCCAUUGCACUACUAGAACAGACAGACAGUGAAGAUAUGGAUAAGUUGCAAGCAAUGUUUGAGAGUCUGUAUCUGGGGUCAGAGUCACAAGAUGAAAACAAUGGAUUGCAAAUACCUCAGUCUGAAGAAGAGCGGAAAAUUUUAGGAAAAGUGCACUUACAUGAGGCAGUUCUAAACCAUGAAGAGGGGCUAAGAGUUCAUGACCUUUGUAAGCAAAUGCGAUUGACACAUUUCGGGAUAUUCUACAAAAAGUACACGCAAGGUAAGCUCUGUUUUCUUUUCAUGAUGGCAGGAUAUUGUACUUCACUUGUAAAAAUGUUCACUAAAAUUUGUUUUUAAAAUUGAGCUGAGUUAAUGACAUUCUCUUUCUGCAAGCAGCUUAGCUGCUGGAUGGCAUCUCCUAAUGUUUAAAAUUUCAUGCUAUAUGGCAGGAGUGUCAAACUCAAUUGACCAGCGGGCCAAAUCUCACAUCGUACACAAGGUGGCGGGCCGAAGGUUAUUAUUUAAGUCCGAUAACUUUUUAUUGAACACCAAAAAUGAACUUUUUGUUAUUAAUUUUGUGUAAACAAAAUCAUACAA